UCCAUCCACGGGGUGGCAGUACAACUUCCGGGUUGUGGACCAGCUAGCACAGAAGAAGAAAAGCACCACCUGCUUCAAAUUGCGAUAACCAAUCAGAUUAAAGGAACUCUGGUAACGGCGCAGUUUCAAAUCUUGAGCGUUGUAGGAGCACGUAGCUUAUCUUUCGCAUCGGAAAGCUAGAAUGGAAGCUAACCCGUCCAGGUUUCUUAUUGGACUGUCUGUCCAAAUCAGUCGCAGUGAUGGUCGGGUUCAUUCAGCCACUGUAAAAUCCACGGACGCUGCGAAAUCCACGGCUAUGGUGGAGUGGUACGAGAGGAAUGUAUGCCGAGGAAAAGAGAUUGAAAUAAGUGAAAUAUGUGCGCUUAAUCCAGACCUUGUCUACAAAGUCAGUACCGCCAACAAAGAAGCUGCUGAGCCUCCCACUGCUGCUAUUGAAAAAAAGUAUGAACGACAGCUUCGAUCCUCAAGGAUUCCUGCCCCACCCUCCUCUACUGAAACAACGAGCUUGAAACCCAAAGAGUCAGGUCAGCAUAUUCCUUUGUUGGAAGCAGAUGAACAAAAAUGUCAAAUUGCUGGUUUUGCCACUCGAUCCCAGGCAAGACAGACGUGUCUUUUCCAGCCCCCGACACCUGGACUUGCACCCAGCACAACCGUCAGGUCUUCCUCAGCUCAUCCUGAGAUGAGUUAUCCGGAUCUAAAACCACCAACCACACUUAAAACGUCUGUAAUUCCUAAAAACCACCGCAAAGAGAAUGAUGCCAAACCGUCGCCAUUGCUGCCUUUUCUACAAGAGUCGAAGAAGGAAAAUGAACCAGAGGAGAUGCCUCCGCCUUCAGCCAAAGGCAGAAGAAAAUCUGUGGCUCCCAAGGAGUUCAAUAAAGGCAGCAAAAGGCAGUCGUGUGUUGUAAAGCCUUCUGAAGUGCAAACAAAGAAGGGAAAGUUCGGAGAGCCGUCUCGGCCAAAUCAGAAAUUCUUUGAUAUGAUCCAAGAUUUCAGAGAAACAUUGGAAAUAACUCCUUUAUCAUCAACGGACUUGCUUGAGGCUCACAGAAUUUGUGUGUGCGUUCGCAAACGGCCCCUAAACAAGCAAGAGCUAAUGAAGAAGGAGAUAGAUGUCGUGUCUGUUCCUGGAAAUGGGACACUACUGGUCCACGAACCAAAACAAAAAGUGGAUCUCACAAAGUACUUGGACAACCAAGUCUUCCACUUUGACUAUUCCUUUGAUGAUGGUGCCACCAACGAGCUCGUCUACAAGUUUACUGCCAAACCUUUGGUGCAGUCCAUCUUUGAAGGUGGCAUGGCUACUUGCUUUGCUUAUGGCCAGACAGGAAGCGGAAAGACCCAUACAAUGGGCGGGGAUUUCACAGGGAAGCAGCAGAACGCCUCCAAAGGAAUAUACGCUCUUGCAGCCCAAGACGUUUUCGCCUAUCUGAACCACAGGAAGUUUGCUCAUCUGGAUUUGUCGGUCUAUGUCAGUUUCUUUGAGAUCUACAAUGGAAAAGUGUAUGACUUGCUGAACAAAAAGACCAAACUGCGGGUUUUGGAGGAUGAGCGUCAGCAGGUUCAGGUGGUUGGACUGGAGGAGGUUUGUGUGUCGGCAACAGAAGAUGUCAUCAAGAUUUUACAGACGGGGAGUGCUUGCAGAACGUCAGGACAAACUUCAGCCAACGCCAACUCCUCGCGCUCCCACGCCGUCCUCCAGAUUGUGCUGCGGCGUAACGACCGUGCUACAACUCUGCACGGCAAAUUCUCAUUGGUUGAUCUUGCUGGCAACGAGCGUGGCACAGAUGUCAACAGCUAUGACCGCAGCACUCUGGUGGAAACUGCUGAAAUCAACCGCAGCCUUCUCGCCCUCAAGGAGUGCAUUCGUUCACUGGGGAUGAACAGUGAUCACAUUCCUUUCAGGAUGAGCACUUUAACCAAAGUGCUGAGGGAUUCCUUCAUUGGGGAGAAGUCCAGAACCUGCAUGAUUGCCAUGGUGUCUCCGGGGAUGGCUUCCUGCGAUUACACCAUGAAUACGCUACGUUAUGCUGACAGAGUGAAGGAGCUGAAAGGCAAUUCCAAAAGCAAUGAUGCACCUAAGACACAUGAGUCUUUUAACAGUUCCUCAGAGGAGGAACUUCCUUUAGACACCAACAUGUAUGACGCCAUUUCCAAGGUGACCGAGUUGGAGGAGAAAGUCUAUGCUGAGCUCAAGAGGGGAACUGAUUUUAUCAAAGAAAUGGAUCAAAUCUCAUACAACAUUGAGUUGGGACUUCCAGACUUGUUGGAUUAUUCUCAGAAGUUAAUGGAGACCAUUCUGGCUGUAAAGUCUGCUGUGGAUGAGGAGCAGAUGGCACGACUCAACUGCUGAAACUAUCAGAACAGACUAAACCUGAGUUAUUAAAAGACAGCAUUUAUUAUUGUUUUAUUGUUUUAAUAAAGUAUAACGAUUUUAGGAAAUG
Messenger RNA from Oryzias melastigma (Indian medaka), 2444 nucleotides. It is a transcript of the gene kif2c, whose product is annotated as kinesin family member 2C. Bases 182 to 2353 code for a protein of 723 amino acids. Gene Ontology annotation, biological process: microtubule-based movement. NCBI's taxonomy places the organism in Eukaryota, Metazoa, Chordata, Actinopteri, Beloniformes, Adrianichthyidae. The record is from RefSeq and is a predicted model, not a curated record. Gene Ontology annotation, molecular function: microtubule motor activity; microtubule binding; ATP binding. The transcript is spliced from 23 exons.